AUGGAAGCGCAACUGAAACCACUUGUAGCUGAGCGUGGCAUAAUCAAGGCGUCAUUAACCCGCUUCAAACGAUUUUGUAAAGAAUCCGCGACCAAUUCGUCAUUAGCUUCAUGUCGGAAGCGUUUAGAAUCGAGGACCGAAUUAUUAAAAGAAUUCAACGCGGUUCAGAAGAAAAUCGAAUUACUUGUAAUUGACACCGAGUUGGAAGCGGCGCACGAAGGAGAGCGCGAAUCAUUUGAAAAUAUAUAUUUCGAUGUAAUUGGAGAACUGGAGGAAUAUAUUAAAGGGGUAGAGACUCCUCGUGGUGAAGCUUCGCGAUCUCCAGUGAGCCCUGCUCCCAGCUCGGUGACGGAUAAUGCGCAGGGUUCCAUUCGACUACCUGUCAUUAAUCUGCCAACCUUCGAUGGCAAAUUUAGCGAGUGGCUAGAAUUUAGGGAUACAUUCGAUUCGUUGGUACAUCAGAACAACGCGUUGUCUGAUGUACAAAAAUACCACUACCUGAAAUCGGCAGUAAAGGGUUCCGCUGCAAGGGCAGUAAAGGCUUUAAAUAUUUCAGAGGGAAAUUACAAAUUAGCGUGGGAAACUUUGAAGAAUCGGUAUCAAAACCCAUUAGCGUUACGUAAACAUCAUAUGGAUGCGUUUUUGGACCUACCUUCGAUCCAAAAACGAUCCAAGACUGAGUUGCAAAAUUUCAUUGACGAUGCGUCCAAUAAUUUGUCUACUUUGAAGACACUAGGGGAACCAGUCGAAACGUGGGAUUUUAUAAUAGUUUCCCUGCUUGUUCGGAAAUUGGAUGUUGUGACGUCCAGAGAAUGGAGGGACCGGUUGGCCAUAUCCAUUGAACGACUUACGUUUAAGCAUUUUGUAGAAUUCAUUGAAGAGAGGUCAAAAACUCUCGAAGUAAGUGAAAUGCAGGGAACAAUGGAAGGUAACGACUGUCGAGUGAAGGCAGGUAUUCGUGGAGCGGUUCGCUCAACUACGCACGUAAUCAGCACAUCGAUGCAAUGCCCAGCAUGUCAAGACAGUCAUCCAUUGUAUACUUGUAAACCUUUCAAGGAAUUAGAUCAUAAACAAAAACGGCUAAUCAUACAGAAAACGGGUCGGUGUUAUAAUUGUUUGGCUACCGGGCAUAGAGUUCAAAAUUGCACUAGGAAGCGAUGCCAGAUUUGCGAUAAGUUACAUCACACAUUGCUGCAUAUUGCGGGUCCGUCGGCAGAAGCAUCAUCGGCUAAGGGGGUCGAAACUCCGGACUCCAGUAAUGCAUUGAUGGUAUCAGGGUGUGGACCUUUAUCCGCCGCGAACGUGGCUAAUAGGUCCGCGGAAUACACUGUACUAUCCACAGCCGUAGUGUACGUAGAAGACAACCAAGGGAUAAAACGCGAGUGUCGUGUUCUGUUAGAUUCGGGAUCGCAGGUACAUCUAAUUUCGAGAGAAUAUUGCCAGGAGGUUGGUGCACGGGAAACGCCGAUAGAAACAAGGGUUUCAGGUUUAGGGAAGGCAAUAAAUUCUAUUAAGGGCCGAGUAGGAUUGAGAAUCUUUUCAAGGGUGAAUAAUUUUCAAGCAAGGAUUGAAUGUUUGUCAAUCGAGACCAUCACAUCCGAUCAGCCAAACAUUCCGUUAGAUCAAUCGCGAAUUCCUAUGCCACCUAAUGGCGCACUGGCAGAUCCAGCCUUUGCAGAUUGUCGGAAAAUAGAUUUACUCAUAGGCGCGGGUCUAUUUUGGAGAUUAUUGUGCAUAGGUCAACAACAAGCAGGUAGGGAGUUGGUGUGGCAGAAGACCCAACUUGGGUGGGUGCUCGGAGGUAAAUUAACCUGGCCACAAGGUCAUCAGGAAACAGUCAGUAAUUGUUGCGUGGUGACUAACUCACAAUUACACAAUCAAUUAGAGCGGUUCUGGAGAAUAGAAGAAGUCAGCGACAUUCAGAAUGUAGGCUCAGACGCGUGCGAGCAUUAUUUUCAGACUACAACGACGCGUCACACGGAUGAUCGAUAUAUAGUCAGAAUUCCGUUUAAGGAAAAUAUCAUACAGCUAGGGUAUUCGAGGGAUCAGGCUGAGCGUAGAUUGCGGUCAUUAGAAAGGAAGCUUGGGAAACAGCCUGACUUGCGGGCACAGUACAUCGAGAUUGUACGAAUUUCGCACUUCAAACUUACGACCACCUCAGUCGAUAACUCGGGUCGAUAA
Molecule: messenger RNA, 2181 nt
Organism: Osmia bicornis bicornis
Lineage: Eukaryota; Metazoa; Arthropoda; Insecta; Hymenoptera; Megachilidae
Exons: 1
Coding region: 1-2181 (726 amino acids)
Source: RefSeq, a predicted model, not a curated record